This is a messenger RNA of Dreissena polymorpha, 903 nucleotides long. RefSeq lists its product as uncharacterized. Lineage: Eukaryota; Metazoa; Mollusca; Bivalvia; Myida; Dreissenidae. Bases 81 to 539 code for a protein of 152 amino acids. The transcript is spliced from 4 exons. The record is from RefSeq and is a predicted model, not a curated record.
AUUGGAUACCUCUAUCGAGAGAUAAUCAGUAUAAGGAGUAAGAAACAAAUUACAUGAAUUCAUGAGUUUGACUCCGAAAAAUGGAACUAUUGUUAUUGUGCUCAUUCAUCUUCUUUACCUUUGUGGGUGGCAUCCGCUCAGAGUAUGGCAUGUAUAGUGUGCGUUGUCAUGACGACAGUGAUCCUGCCAGAGACACAUACUGCCCGAAAGAUAUGAAAUGUUGUGACAAUGGUGGCUGCUGUCGUAAUGGUUACACUUGUUGUACGAAUACGUGUUGCUAUGGCCAAAACUGCUGUUCAGACCUCUCCAAUUCGUUGAAUGCUGAUUCUCAUGACCUCACUGAUGAAUUGAAUGCAGGAGUAAUUGCUGGAAUAGUAAUAGGGUCACUGGCAGAGUUAGGCCUCAUGGCCGCCAUGGUUAUUAUAGCAGCGAAGCAUAAGAUGAAGAAAACAAAAGUCGGUUGCGUAAACAAUUUAGAACCACAUUUGCCCAUAACCGAUGCAACUGCUGCGAAUGGAAAUAAUUCAAUUAGAUCGUAAAGCAAAAUUGCUACUGGAGAAAAAACAAUCAUAUCCGUCCUGAGAGGAGUGUUCUGUUCAUCGUACUUCACAUAGACACACUCACGGUUUUGUUUUAAUUAAAAACAGUUUACUUUACGUAAUAAAACAUUUAAACAUACAAAUGACAGACGUAUUUUCUAUCUAUAAAAUGUUUCACAUGGUGGGUUUAUUGAGCUUAAAAUAAAAUUAUUUAAAAAGAGAACAUGAUGUCAUCUUUAUACUGCGUAACAUGACGUCUUGUCUUGAUGCACACAAUGAACAUAUUUCUUUAGUUUCUGCAUCGUUCUGGCUUUAUGAUAUAAAAUUGUAAUGACUUUUAUGACAUGCUUUACUAUGUUUCCCA